AUGGCGAACUUUGUGUUUACUCCUCGACCAUUCUAUCCGUCACUGUCGUCUCAAGGCCAAGAGAUUCGCCUGUUGCACCUGCAGCCUGGCACUGGCGACGAUGCAAUCGAGUGCGAUCUUAGUGUCGCCUCCCUGGAGUCCGACCCUGCAUAUGAAGCGCUCUCCUACCAGUGGGGCAGAGCUCCGACUGAUGUGUCUGUAGAUGGGCACAAGGUCACUAUCCCACUGAGCCUUGAGCACGCGCUAAAGAGGCUGCGACUCGCCGAUCGCGAACGAAUUCUCUGGGCGGACGCGAUAUGCAUCAACCAAUCCGAUGUCGCGGAGCGCAACGCGCAGGUCGCCCUCAUGGCCGAUAUCUACCGUAAGUGCACCAUGUGUCUGAUCUGGCUCGGCUCGACGAGCCGAGAGUUUGACAACCCGGACGACCGGUUCGGGGGGGACCUGCCGCAGCUGCUCGCGGCCCUAGCGACCAAGCACCACCGUGACCAGCCCGACGCGCCGCCCAUCGGCCUCAUGCUCGGCUUCACGCGGAUUCCUCUCAUGCAGUUCAACGACGCGGGAUGGUGGAGGAGGAUCUGGGUCGUCCAGGAGGUGGUGCUCGCGCCCCGGUCCACCGUCAUCUGUGGCACCCUCGAAAUGGACUUCUCCGCCCUGACCAAGGCCGCCGAGUUCGUUGACGAGCACGACCUCGGCUCCGUCUGGACCCUCGGCACCCACGUCACCGACGACCUCUGUCACUGUAUGGAUAGCAUGAAGAACACCUUCAUUUGGGCACACCUGCUGGAGAUGAGGGACCGCGUUUUCCGGCUGCUACAGGUGGACCGUCGCCCCCCCGAGGCUGUCAUUAGCAGUAGUCCGGUUGUCUCGGAUGCGCUGGCAGAUGCAAAGCCCAAUGGCGUCAUCGACGUCAUGCUUGCUGUCAGAGAUCGGGACUGUACCGACCCGCGAGACAAGAUCUUCGGCAUCCUAUCUCUGGUCCAGGACUGGGGGAGCUGGUCCCCUAUCCAGGCCGACUAUUCGAAUGACAUGGAGAAUCUGUUCGGUAACUUCGCCAAGAGAAUGGUUCUGGGUGAAUCUGGCCCCAAGACACUGCUGCUUUCUCAAGGGAUUCGAUCCGAGCUUGGCGUCAUGGCACGCUUGCCUAGCUGGGUGCCUGACUGGUCACAGAAGGGUAGCGGAUACGAUGCUUACCUCUGGUAUCUCGAGACGCAACAGCCUCCGACUCCAGGUGGUCAGCUCGCGUCCAUUCUUGGCUCCACACUGGUCUUGGGGCGCGGCCUGUCCAGAGGAACGAUCACCGAGGUGACAACCACAGGAGUUCCGCUUCACAAGAGCUACGGCCAAGCAAUAUCGAUUGAGAACUUCAAGAGAUUCACCGGCAUGCUCAGCAGCUGGAGCGAGUUCGCCGGCAUGAAAAAUGAGAUGUCUCUCCUGGGUAUUCUGCGCCGGCACGCCCGCGAGGACGAGCAGCCAGACGAGACCGAGGCAGCAGGGGACAGCGGAAGCUACGCGCGCCUCAUGCAGGACAUGGAGCGGUGCGCAGAUGACUACGACUUUAUGCCCGACGUGCAAGAGCUCUUCGCUUUCGUCGCGCACCACCGUCGCGCCCUGCGGCGCAUGGAGCCGGACGAGGAGGUCUUCUACCGCACACUGGUCUGUGACACCUUCCCGCUGCACCUGCGGCAGCCCCAAUACCACCAAGAGGCCCUCUGCAUCCUCAGGAUGCUGGUCACCUUCUACACCUUGAUUGGGGACCCGGAUCGCUUUUUGACGCGGGUACACAGCGUGAUGCUAGACAAGAUGAGCGAGACGCUAGAGCUAGUCAACUUUACCGACAAGAGGCUAUUCAGGGCGGGAGACCAGAUGCUUGGCAUAGCGCCCAAGGACGCACAGGUAGGGGAUGAGGUCUUCUCCUUCGAGGGCGUCGAGACCGCAUUCAUUCUGAGGUCGGUGGGGACGCAAAUAGUCGAUGGGAAAGGGGAGCAGGCCUGCUACAAGCUUGUUGGACACUGCUAUGUUGAUCGACUCACAAAGGAGACGCAGUGGCAAGGAGCUAAAGAGGUAUACAUACAAUAG
This is a messenger RNA of Fusarium falciforme, 2076 nucleotides long. RefSeq names its product HET domain-containing protein. The record is from RefSeq and is a predicted model, not a curated record. The transcript has a single exon. Lineage: Eukaryota; Fungi; Ascomycota; Sordariomycetes; Hypocreales; Nectriaceae. The coding region runs from base 1 to 2076 and encodes 691 amino acids.